AUGUCUGACGACAGUCCCCCACGCGCGCCGCCGCCGCCGCCGCCGCCGACUCUUCCCAACAUGACGAACACGACGACGGUCAAGUCGCCGCCGCCGCCGCCGCCCAACGGCCACGCCAUCCGUCGCGCGAACACCAUCGACGAGUCCUACCGCCGCCCACGAUCCUCCGUCACGUCGGCCGCCGCCACAGCUUCUGGCCCCUAUGACGUCCCCCGCAGGAGAGACUCGACCCUCUCCGACUACAGCCUGGGCGACGCCGGCGGUCUCUUCAACCCAAAACCCCUCGGCCACAAGCCCUCGGCCGAAGACGGUUCCAAGUGGACGCACCUGCCCAUCGCCUUUGCUCUGCUGCCCGCUGUCGGGGGUAUCCUCUUCCAGAAUGGCAGUGCCAUUGUGACGGACGUCAUGCUGCUGGGCUUGUCCGCCGUUUUCCUGCACUGGUCCGUGACGCAGCCGUGGAACUGGUACCAUUCCGCGCAGGAAGUACGUCUCCACGAGGAGCUAAGUUCAUCCCUCGCGGUCGACGACGAGAGCGAUCCCGAUCCCACAAGCGAAACCGAGCCCGCGGACGCGUCUUCCGCCGAAGCCAAGCCUGACAUCAAACGACGAACAGCGACGGACGCGACAUCAGAUGCUCUCGCCGAGCUGUACCUGCACGAGGUCCUCGCCUUGGCCUCGUGCUUCUUCUUCCCCAUCCUGGGAGCCUACCUCCUCCACACCAUUCGGGCGCAGCUCAGUCGGCCCUCCGAGGGCCUCGUCUCCAACUACAACCUGUCCAUCUUCCUCCUGGCUGCCGAGCUGCGUCCCAUGUCCCACAUGAUCAGACUCGUCCAGUCGCGCACACUGCGACUCCAGCGCUACGUCCACGAGAACCCCUACAGUCAGGUCGCCGCCAACAGCACUCACAUGGCCACGCUACAGGAGAGGAUCGAGGCGCUCGAAGCGCGCCCGGCAUCAGCAGCAGCCACAACAGCGGGCACGUCGCAAAAACAGCAGCAGAACGGCGCCGCCGAACAGAAGCAGCAAGCCGCCCUCUUGCGCGACGUCCGCAACGCGAUCCAGCCCGAACUCGACGCCCUCAACCGCGCCGUGCGCCGCUACGAGAAGAAGGCCACGGUGCUCGCCAUGCAGACCGAGUCCCGCUUCGCCGUGCUCGACGCGCGCCUCGGCGACGCCAUCGCCCUCGCCGCCGCCGCCGCCAAGAACAGCGCCGCCCAGCCCAGCCUGCUGCGCUGGCUCACCGAGUCGGCCUGGAGCCUGUGCAUGCUGCCGUUUCGCGCGCUGACGUCGGUUCUCUUGCUGCCCUUCAGGACGCUGCUCGGGCUGCUGAAGCGCCAGAAGCGCGCGCCGGACAAGACGGCGCGGUCCGCCCGGUCGGUACGGCCGUCAUCGGGCCAGUCGCGCUCCGGUAGCGAUAGGCCGCUGAGCCGACUGUCCCGGUGGUGA
Messenger RNA from Verticillium dahliae VdLs.17, 1446 nucleotides. RefSeq lists its product as uncharacterized. The transcript has 2 exons. The record is from RefSeq and is a predicted model, not a curated record. Lineage: Eukaryota; Fungi; Ascomycota; Sordariomycetes; Glomerellales; Plectosphaerellaceae. The coding region runs from base 1 to 1446 and encodes 481 amino acids.